Molecule: messenger RNA, 1197 nt
Organism: Peronospora matthiolae
Lineage: Eukaryota; Oomycota; Peronosporomycetes; Peronosporales; Peronosporaceae
Source: the annotation of a GenBank genome assembly
AUGGAGCUCCAAACGACGCAGACGCAGUUUCAGCCAAUGAACGAGCAGAACCGUCUGCAGACCAUCUCGGAGAAGGUCAAGAACGUGCAAGAAACCCUCACCGAGCGCCUGUCUGCUCAGUACCGUCACGUGUUGGCCACUGUCUGCGGCUCCAAGUGGCGACUGGAGACGCUUCGGUCGCUAGAUGCGGCGGCAGUUGUCAAGAAGACGCGCAUCGAGCUCGGGGCCUUUGAUUACCGAGUGAAGGAACAGGCGGAGCUGCUCACGCGCUAUUUGCUGGAGCUGGACGACGUCUUGAGCUACGGAGACGUGGAGAUCAAGCGCGCUCGGAAGGCGUUGGUGGUGUUUCUUCAGCAGCAAUUGCUCCCUCAGGCUGAUGCGUGGAAGGACCGCAGUGCCAAGUUGAAACGGUUCGGUGAGAUUGUACUUAGUCGAGUACGCAAGUCGAAGCACGAGGAGGUGACGCUCAGCGAACGUUGCAGUGACGUCGAGUCGGACGAUGUGCACGUCAAGAGUGUGAUACAUGAAGAGAGCGACGAUGAGGGUCGUGAGGGCGGAGAGAAAGAGGAAGAGAACGAGGAGGAGGAGGAGGACGACGAGGAGGAGGAGGUAGAGGUAGCGAACGUCGAAGAAAGGGACACAAGAAUUGAGGAUGAAGAAGAAGACGUGGACGAGAUUGAAGACUCCAAGGAUGAGGAUGUGAUUGAUGCAUCUGGAGCUCAUGUCAAAGCUGAGACAGUCAACGAGGAAGCCCCGCAACCAUCGACACGACUUGAAUCUUCUGCAAUGACAACCCCGGGUCUGGAGAUGUCCGUCGAGUCGUUGCCUGUGUGGCGUCCGUACUAUCAGCUGCAGCGCCGACAGGAUGGCGUGUACCUUAUUGCACGGCUUAACAGCAUCGAUCCGCGCAACUUGCGCGUGCAGUGGAACGAGCGCAGUGGCGUGCUUCGGGUGAGUGGCUUCCGACUGCCGACGCAGAAAGACCUGGUCAUGUCGCGUCUCAGUGGCGCACCAACGUUCGGACGCUUUGAGAUCACUGAGCAGUUUCCACGGAACAUGCUCAACAUGGAAGAAGCCACGCAGCAGAUCUCAGAGAAUGGCAUUUUGGAGAUCCGCAUGCCGUAUUAUGCGGCACGUCACGUGCUGCAAUAUCAUCCCGCAUCUUUUUAUCAGCCGCAAGACUGUUUUGUGUGGUAA